Thrips palmi is the source of this 323-nucleotide messenger RNA. RefSeq lists its product as uncharacterized. The record is from RefSeq and is a predicted model, not a curated record. Lineage: Eukaryota; Metazoa; Arthropoda; Insecta; Thysanoptera; Thripidae. Bases 21 to 323 code for a protein of 100 amino acids. The transcript has 4 exons.
CGGACGUUUUCACAGUCAACAUGUCAUUUUUGAAAGCCGGAAACUUAAACUUCAUCCGUUCUCGUCCAUUUCCUACACUGUGGUCUACGGGUUACUACUCUGUGCUAGCGUUUAAGAAGUUCAUACAACAAGAAAUUCAUCCAAUCAAGAUUUCUGUCAGUGCGUUGAUCCUCAUUGGUUUGGUUUCCUCAACGCCUCUGCUCCACGUGAUGUCUGUGUACAAUUUUCUGAAAUCUAAAGUAAGCGAACAUGCUACUAAGAAGAGCCCCGAUGCCCUGGAACGAGGCAAAAUGUAUGAGAUGGAAGAACCAAGUACUUUGUGA